AUGUCUUCUCCAAAGAAAAUUGAUAUCAGUGAAAAUAUAAAACGAAGUAAUGAACGUACAAUCAUCCUAAAUGUUGGAGGAAUCAAGUAUGAAACGUACGCUUCAACUUUAACUUCACAUCCUGAUACAUUAUUGGGGACAAUGUUUCAAGAUAAAAAUCGAGCAUUACUUCACCCACAAGCUGAGAAUACGUAUUUUUUUGACAGGAAUGGGUAUGCUUUUAGAUACAUAAUGGAAUUUUAUCGUACCGGUAAAUUAUUGUUAAGUGAACGUGAUAAAGAUAAGGUUACUUUUGUUACCCUUGAUGAAAUUAAAAAAGAAAUUAAAUAUUUUCGUAUUCCUAAUUUGAUUUGUGAAGCUAUGGGUAAUUUUGAAGAAUGGAUCGAAUUGAAAUUUUUUCCGACCAUUCUUGAUGUUGAAACUUAUUGGAAUGAAACGGAACCGACUUUAAAAUUCUCUUAUAUACCUAUCAUGAAACCUUAUGGUGUAAUAGGUUAUUAUAUUCUUGAAAAAUUUUCUAAAGAGAUUCAAUCAUAUUUUGAAAAUACAAUGCAAAGUAUUUCUUUUCAAUCCGAUCAAGUUACCGGUGAAAUAACUCCUACAGGAAAUUGUACUAAUUAUUAUAAAAUUUCAAUCAACAUUAAAGAUAAUUAUUAUAAAGAAGAUAUCAUAAUACAUACUAGAUUAGACGGUUAUAGAGUUAGUUAA
Molecule: messenger RNA, 708 nt
Organism: Funneliformis geosporum
Lineage: Eukaryota; Fungi; Glomeromycota; Glomeromycetes; Glomerales; Glomeraceae
Source: the annotation of a GenBank genome assembly